AAGCAAAAUAAACACGUGUGCUGUCUGUGUUAAGAUAUGGGGCAUAAACUUGCCAUGUAUGUUCAUGAGGAUGUACGUGCCUUGCGUACGGGGAUACAAGAAAAAUGCAUGGACUUUUAACAAGCGAUUCUUCUCAGACAUUGGUCUUGUUUGUGUGACUGUUACAACAUUGUUGUGUGUUGUGUUCCUCCAUUACAAGCUAUCUACCUCACAUGGAACUGAAGACCAGCAGAACUUUCUUCCUACCUUGCACAGACGUAUCAGAAGUGUAGGACAGACUGAGCACUCGGGCGAUUUUAGGAAAUUUGCUACAGAAAAGUUGUUGCCUUUCUGGUUGCAACACUACUGUUAUGGACAUCAACCGAAUCAAAUAACCACAGGUCCAAUACCAGAUGGAUUCAGCUUAGAACAGGUCCACAUUCUUCUCACGCCUGGCAUUACAUCCUCAGAAAAUAUCCCAAACUGUGUCAAAGUUCCAGAGAGCAGGCAUUACUUAGCUCAAGUUCAUCAUCUGAAAAACACAGCUCUUCACAAAAUUUUUCAAAAUGUUCCCAUCACAAACAGCAGUAUUCAUUGUAAGAAGGGAGAAUUGCAUCCCUUGGCUCAUCAUCAGCUCCAUGAGUUAGGAAAACAAUACUUUUCACUGUAUAUGGAAAAAUGGAAUAUUGAAGCUAGUCAUGUUGCCCCUAAACAUUUUAGAAUUCAUUCAUUGGAUAAAAAAGACAGUUUGUCAAGUCUUAUAUCAUUUCUGCAUGGUAUGUUACCACAGAAACAUUUUAAAAAUGUAAAUAUUCAGAUGUUAGAUGCAAUCACUAAGGUGUCUAAAAGGAAGGAUAUAAAAUUAGAAUGUAAUUUUCAACCCAAUCUGACUGAUUAUCUUGAUCAACACUUUAUGAAACACACCCAAGCGGAUAGUGGAACUGGCCAUUUUUAUUCUAAUGUCCUGCCAAAUAUUUGCUCUUCAUUUUCUCAAAAAUCUAGAAAUAAAACAGCAGAAAAUAUUGUCCAGAACUCCUUACUUUUAAUGGACAAAGGAAUGAAAUCCUGCAGUGGCCAUCAUGGAUGUCAACAGCUAACAGAUCUGCAUACAUUCCCAUGGUUACAAGAGUUUUUUAAAAAUGUCCAAAUGAUAAGAGAUGUUUUUGAAAAGGUUUUCAUCUAUGCUGUUGAUAGAGCCUUUAUUUCAUACUUGAUGUCAUCAUUUAGGUAUCGCAAUGUCAAGGUCACCCACCCAGGGUCACAUGUUGCCAUAGAAAUUUACAGAAACAUUUAUGAAAAGGUUAAUCCUUACUAUGUGAAAAUAUUAUACAAUGGUAUCAAUAUUUCUCAUCAAGUUCCACUUUGCACAAAAACAUACCCAUGGAGUUUGUGUAAACUCAAGUACUUUGUUGAUUUUCAAAAGCAGAAGUACAAGUCUUUGUUUAAAUCUAGUCCCAUGGUACACAAAAGUUGUCAUUUCUCUGUAAUAUAAAUGUGUUGAUAAAUUAAUAAUAGCAAUUGCAAUAUGUUAAAUUUCAUCUUGAAAUGUAGAGAGAAUUCCAAGAUAUAUUGUAUAGUAUGGUGGGAAAUUUUAUUCCCCUCUCUCUCACUCUUGUUACUCUGUCUUUUAUGUGAAAUAAAAAGCUUGUAGCAUUUGGAAAAAAAAUAGGUUACCAAGAAUUUCAAUUUCCUGUGAAUCUUACAGUCAGUGGAGACAUGGCUUUGAUUAAUGUAUAUUGAACAAUUAUUUGUGUGAAUUAUGUGAUGUUAAAGUAUAUGGAUUUUAAAUCAUUACAGCAAGAACAAUUUUGUGGAGUUUUAGAUCUGAAAUAUAGUAGAUAUAAUGUGAUGAAAAGGUGUGCAUGGGUGUGUGGGUAGUGUCUCAUGUAGACGUAAUUUUAAUUAAAUGACCCAAUAAACAAUGUGCAUGUGUAGAAUUUUAGAUCUGAAUUAUAUGAAAAUAUUUAAGAAAUAUCGUAAAAAGAAAUAUGUUACUUCAAUGCUGUUCAUUUUUGCUCAUUAGAAACCUUUUCAUUGUAUUGGUGCAUUUGUAUUCUUAAAAUGUCUAACAUGAAUAAUCAAUGUUAAGAUGCCUAUUUCAUGUUCAUCAUUUUAAUUUACUCCAUGGUGCUUUCAGUAGACUAUUUCAGAACUUGUUCUCUGGCUAGAACCAUUCUUUAAAACAAAUAUUUGAGGGGUUCAUAGAGAUGAAAAAGUAAACCUGGCUUGGAGAAUAUUUUUUUUAAUAUUUAAGAGGUUAGAUACAAAUAAUUUUGUCAAAGAAUUCUGAAAAAAAAACAAUACUGAUUGAAAAAAGGCAAGAGAUAAGAGAAAAAGCGGAUAUCAGUUGGUUUUAUAAUAUUGGGGUAAGGGCGUUAAGGCAGGAUUCCCGACUUUGUAAGAAUGAACAAAGAGAGAUAAUUCUGAAAAAUGGUCCAUACUUUAAAUGAAUUACCUUCAAAUGCCUAAAGACUAAUCUUGACUUGUCAAAUUAAGAUCAUUUAACAGCUCUUAUUGCAACAAUUGUCGGUUUUGAAGUUAAAGCUACUGUAUCAGGGAUGUUUGUACUGACUAAAUUCAUGUUUGGGCCAAUUUGAUUGAAGUAGUUAUGUUUAUUUGAAUCAUAAUUUUAAGAAUUGAAUAUAAAAAUCAAUGUUAAAAGUAUGAAGUUCUUAUUAGUCCCUUGUAUUAAGAAAUGUACAACAGCCUUUGCUGACUGGUCAGUUUCUAGUUGGUACAAUUAUGUUAAAGACAUACUUUUAGCAAGAGUUUCUCCCUAUCGUACUAGGCACAUGCAUAUUUUGUCAUUUUCAAGAGAGAUCUAGCAAAGUGAAAGGUUCAAAAAGGUCUAGUGUUGCUUUUUUAUGUAUAUUUUGAUAGCAUUUUUACAAUGAAAUCUAUUUUUACAAUGAAUUCUAUUGAAUUCAGUAUCAGAUGUAUUAAUUCAAUGACGAAUUUAUUGUUGUUUUUUAAUUUUUCAUGUGUAUUUUAUUGUAUUUUAUUUAUUAACUAUUUUUGAUUGUCAUGAAUUCUUUUGAAUUCAAUACGAGAUGUAUUAAUUCGCAUACAAUCAUUUUCUGUUAUUCAAGUUAGUACUUACUAAAUAAUUUUGCUUCAUGCAGUCUUUCUAUUGUGUCUGGUAGUUCAGUAUCAUUAAGGUACAUGUAUACUCAGAUUUUGUCUUGAACUUAAGUGAAUUGUUAUUACUGGGAUCAGAUCUUGAGAUAGUAUUUAUGAAUGGAGAAGAUAUACAUUCUGAGGUGGAAUUUUUAAUUUCUGGGAUUUUUUUUAUUCAGAUGAGAGUGCACACUUUCUAAAGAUACAACCUGUUAGAAUGAUUGAGAAUCUUGAACAUGGGGAAUCAGAAAAACUUAUGUCUGUCAAAUUACUUCAGGAAUGAAUUAUCAACCUAUGCAUGAUACUUACAUAUUGCAGUGUUUUUAAUUAUGAAACUGCUCUAAUCGGUGAUUGUAGCACUUUCUUUUAAGAAGAUGGGCGAACAAGGUGUGCAAAAUUCCUACAUAUCUUCUAAUGUAUAAAAAAUCAAAUUCUUUUGUUGAACUAAGUAUUUGGAGCAAAGUUCUAAGAAUUGAAAGGUAUGAAAUAAUGACAAACAAUUUUUUUGUGGCAAAAAUUAUUUUAUGAUUAAAAAAUAGCAAAAGAUAUUUUGGGGUUUGAACCAAAGCAAUAAAAAUCCUAAGUAUCAGUUUUCUUUGUUGGAAACUGAUAUGCUAACCACUACACUACACAGCUCAUUACAGGUACAUGUAGCGGCACUUAAAUCUUGUUUAUAAUAUGACCUUUGAGUAACUGGACUUCAAAUAUUUCUCAUAAAGAUACAAAUUUUGUGACAUAACAGUGUAUUUGCAAGGUAGAGUGGGUCCUUACUCCAUGUUUUUAAGCAAAAAUGUAUAUUUUUAGACCUACUUUGAAGAUAUACUUUGAAAUUCAAAAAAAAAAAAUGGAGCAAAGACCCACUUACAUAGAAAAAUGAUGUUAUAGUUUGGAGAAAUGAUCAUUUUUACCCUCUUUGGUAUAUGUCUGCUAUUUCAUAGACAAAUAAUUUCAAUCUUGGUGAGAUUGUUGCAAAUUUUAGAAAAUUUACAUAAACUAUACAAUAAUGUUAACUGAAAUAACAAAGAAAAUUGUUUUCUAAUUGAAAUUUAAUUUUCACUUUCUUGUUUGUGGAACCAUAGGUUUUUUUUUUUACAGCUUAAGCUUGUUCACCCAUUUUCUUUCAAUUGAUGAAUAUAAGGCAUGAACAAAACACAGAAACAAAUGUCAUCAAAGCAACAUGUUAAUGAUAUCAUAAUAUUUGGUAUUACAACAUGUAUAACAACAUUUUCAAUCAGUUUAAUUAACCUAACAAUAAAUGCUAAUUAGUAUUGAGACUUGUGUAUUGAAUAAUUAGCCUGUGUCACAUUUUCUAAUUUAUUUUUCAUGUAUUGUACAUGCUAGUUAAAAAUUCUGUAUACCUUAAUGAUUAUGAUAAUUCGGGAUCUUGAUAUAGAUAUAAAAGAUAUGUCAUCACAAAUGUAAAGUUCUAGUGUUCAUGAUAAAAUACACACUUAGAUAAACAUUGUUUUGUUUUAUAAUAUUUUGCUAGUUUACAGGGAGACUUCAGGUAGUAUUUAUGUACUAUGCCAUUCAAUUAAAUGAAAGGUGACUGAAAGUUUACUGCAAGGUGACUGAAUGGCAGAGUUUUGUCAUAUAGCCACAUUUCCAGACCUUUCAGUGACCAUUCAGUUGACGGAAUGGUGCAGUUUCAUUCUGUGCAAUUUAUUUUGAAAUUGAUGUGGUAUAAAUGCCUAAAUAUUCAUAUAUUGUAUUCCAGAGUUAUUCUGUGUGUGAAGCUUGGUAAAGAAAAGUUUAGAAUACUUCUUUAUUAGUUCAAAUAACUCAGAAGAACCAAAUACUUCUAUGAUGCAUUUUCAUUGUUUACAUAUGCAUGCAUGAAAUACAGAAAUUGCUCAGGUUUUAGUUAUAAUGAAAUUGAUCUGCAGGCAUUUAGCUGCAUUUAAAAUUAAAAGUUAAUUUUUGACUUUAUUUUGUGUAAUUUGUGAUUAUUUAUGUACUAGUACUAAUUUAUUGUUUUCUUGGAAGUAUAUACCAGUGCUUGAUUGUAUGUCAUGAUCUGUUGUGGAGUUGAACAAAAUAAUUGUUAACUCAUCAUGAUAUACCGCAGUUAGGAUUGUUAUUUGCUUGUUUUUUUUGUUUUUUUUUUAAAAUACAGUUUAUUCAUGGUGAAAAACAUCAAAAUAAACUAUAAAAAUGG
This is a messenger RNA of Saccostrea echinata, 5254 nucleotides long. RefSeq lists its product as uncharacterized. The record is from RefSeq and is a predicted model, not a curated record. NCBI's taxonomy places the organism in Eukaryota, Metazoa, Mollusca, Bivalvia, Ostreida, Ostreidae. Bases 59 to 1471 code for a protein of 470 amino acids. The transcript is spliced from 3 exons.